Penaeus indicus is the source of this 563-nucleotide messenger RNA. RefSeq lists its product as uncharacterized. The record is from RefSeq and is a predicted model, not a curated record. The coding region runs from base 63 to 563 and encodes 166 amino acids. Lineage: Eukaryota; Metazoa; Arthropoda; Malacostraca; Decapoda; Penaeidae. The transcript is spliced from 5 exons.
GUCUUAAACGCCCUCCGCUGGGAAGGAUGUCAGACGAACGCCAGCCCCAAGACUGACGUGACAUGAAUGUGAAGCUCCCUCUUCUGAUUGUCUGCCUUGCCGGCGCAGGGCGUGCGUGGGUGGCGAGGGACGUGGCCCAGAAGUACGCCCCGAGGCUCGUGUUCGACCAGGUGCAGGGCGCGACCAACAAGUGCUUCCCUUCGUCGGCGGCCGAGUACUACGAGGCGCGGAAGGCCGGCAGCGCCGACAGGAUCUGCAACGAGGACUAUGGCAGCCUGGCGGGGGGAGUGCCGGUCUAUUGGCGGGCCAUGGCGUGUGACGAGCAUGUGCACAGCAGUAAAUGUGAGCCCAUCAUAGGCAUGAUAGGCUCUGAGGCCAUUCAUAUCCAUGGUCAGACUGUACAUGCUAUCUAUCCAUUGCAAAAGCAGGAAGGCAGAACUGCUUUCGGCCUCCCACUUUCUUCCUUGGACCAGCUUUCGGAAAAAGUUGCAGUAAUGCUGGAGACUUUGACAUAUUUGGAGAAGAAUUUAGGCCACUAUGACCUAGAACAUGAUCACAAUUAG